AUGUCCGGACCUGGACCUGGACCUGGACCCGGUGACCGGUACUACCGCCCUCCAAAUGGCUACCCGAACAGCAUAUACGCGCAACCAAGCACCAUCCCCGCGCGGAGACCGGUAGGCGGCCCGGCUGCCGUCCCCGUGGACCCGGCGCAAGUCUCACCGGAACUCAGCUACCCGCCCCGUACAACACACUCGGUCAGCAGCAGCACACGAAGCCGAAUGCUGCAGCGCAUGGGCACGAUCAACAGCGGAGGCAAAUUCACCGUGUCGCCGGCAAGCUCGAUUCACGAAGACGACGACGAGGAGGCGUACGGUUACCGGGGGCCGGCAGGGCUAUCACCGUCGCCGCCGCGGCACUACCGAGACGGGGCGCAAACGCAUGGGACUGCCGGCUGGGACGGCCAGGGCCAGGGCCAGGGGGUGGAGGGGGGACAAGCCGGGUUGUGGCACGGUCAGGUACCAUCGCAUGUACAGGCGCAGGGGGUUCCGCACACGACGACGGCAACCGGAACCGUCGAUGACAACUCCCGCUCCGCCGGCGUGAUGGGAGUAGCACCUGCGCUCUGGCAAACGAGCCCUGACGAGGCCGACAUCCCCUACCCUGCGCCACCGCACUGGCGCGGCAGCCGGGACAUGCAGGAACUCAACGAGGCGCGCGCCCGCGAGGCCGAGUCAGGCCGAUGGCCCGUCCGGACGUCCUAUGGCCCAGCGCCGGUGCGAACUUCCGCCCCGACUUCGGCCGCUACUGCUACUGCUUCUAAUGCCCCGCCUUCGCUGCCCGUCCCAGCCGUCCUGAUCCCGGGCCACCGAUCCGAGCCCAAGGACGAAUCGCAGAUCGAUGUCGGCGUGCCCCAUGCCGACACCUUCCCCCCCAUUCCCACAGGUCUUAAUAGGCCGAAGGCCAGGCGGUCAUGGGACCGGCAGCGCAAGCGGCGGAGGAAAGCGGCUAUUGUUGCGGUGCUAAAGACCUUUGACGGGCGGGGCUUGACGGACUGGCCAUUGACCGUUUCGUUGAACACGGUAGUGGCUUUUCUGACGGCGAUAUGCCAGGUUGCGUUGGCCGUGCCCCUGACCGAAGGGCUCUCGCAGCUGAAGUGGAACUCGUUUGCUCGGAGCGAGAAGCCGUUGGCUGAUUUCCAAACCUUUGAGAAUGCGCGGCGUGGGCCUGUGAGCAGCGCCGUGCUGCUUUGCAAACGAAAAGGAAGGGCGCCAUCACCUAUCCCACUCGAGAUUUUGAGGCAGGGAGCGGCACGGCAGCCAUCCCCAGGAGCGAAUCAUACUCCCACCCAAUGCCGUACGUACCUCGACACCCGAGAGAGGCAAGCGAUCCAGUCAGGCAUCUAUCAUGCAGUCGACGUGGAGGUACCGCCCCUGCAACCCUUAUGCAGCUCUGGUAACUGCCAAUGGCAGAAUUUCAGCUCGCUGGCCGUUUGCGCCGCUGUGGCCGACAUAUCCGACAGGCUCACCAUUUCCAACCAGUCCAGGCCACGGAACCUAGGCGUGUCGCUGGGAGACGCCAACGAUGAGCUCGUUCGCGCUGCUCGACUCCCCAACGGCUUGUAUUUGGUCGGCAGCACCGCCAGCUGCAACCUAAACAUCUCUUGGCCGCAUGACUCGGUAAAUACCGAAAGUGACACCGAGGUGACGGACCAAGAGGGCUUCCUCCCCGCACGGACAAGUUUAGCCUUCUCAGACCAGGACGGCAGGGUGUCGAGCGCCAUCGCAAACUUCUUCCUUGUUUAUACCAACGAGACCUCAAACACCGGGUCCGACUCGUCAAGGGCUGUGUUCCGUGCCGCCGAGGUCCUGCUACACUUCUGUGUCAAUACGUACGAGGCGUCGACCUCCCGCGGCGUGGCAACAAGUAGGGUAGUACACUCGUCCACGCUCGCCGCGGAAGACGGGUCGGGCAAUUCGAUCGUCAAUGUCCGCCACGAAUCGUCCUCGCCACCGCGAGUGUUUCUUCGCUCGGCCAACACUGACGGCGUGUACUCAGUAAAGAGAGAGGAUGUGAGGUUCUUGAACGGCUAUAUCCUGUCGGUCUUUUCCGGCGUGUAUUCCCAUUGGUAUGGGAAGUCGAUCGGGGGCGAGACAGCCACCAGCGAGGCCCUCGGGCUCGCCAUGUUCCAGCGCGAGCCGUCUGACGACGACGGGAUGCGGAUGCGUGCCAUGAGUUCAGCCUCGGCGAGCGGCACCGUUUUUGCAACCGAGAGUUACGUUCACAUCCAGUGGGCUUGGCUGGCGUUCCUGGCCAUUCAGGUGGCACUUUCGGUCAGUUUCCUAUUGGGGAUCAUGAUCCAGACGGCUGUCUGGAAUGUGAAGAUCCUCAAAGGAUCGUCCACAGCGGCGCUGCUAGCCAUUCCUGCCGAUGAAAAAGCAUACUUGGAGGAACGAGAAAACAUGUUCCUUGACAAUGGCGAGAGGGCUGAGACGUCUCGCAAGCUGAAAACCAUCACCUGCAGGUUUCGGCCUGGAGAAAGGGGUUGGAGUCUGGAAGCAGACAAGAGGGAAAAUGGAUAA
Chaetomium globosum CBS 148.51 is the source of this 2517-nucleotide messenger RNA. RefSeq lists its product as uncharacterized. The transcript has 6 exons. NCBI's taxonomy places the organism in Eukaryota, Fungi, Ascomycota, Sordariomycetes, Sordariales, Chaetomiaceae. The coding region runs from base 1 to 2517 and encodes 838 amino acids. The record is from RefSeq and is a predicted model, not a curated record.